AUGAAGACGCGCAUGGCCAUCGAUGACAUCAGCGCCAUGGUGGGCUCCAUCACCAAGAACGUCGUCAACAUGCGCGUGACCAACAUCUACGACUCGGAGGUCAACAAGACGUACAUCCUCAAGCUCGCGACGCCGGGUCUGCCCAAGGUCUUCCUCCUCCUGCAGUCGGGCGUCCGCUUCCACACGACUGCGUACGCGCGCGAGACGGCGAGCGCACUUCCGCUGCAGUUCACCAUGAAGCUGCGCAAGCACCUCCGCGGCAAGCGCCUCGCGAGCGUCACGCAGUGCGCGUCGGACCGCGUCAUCGACUUUGCGUUUGGCGACGGCGACCAGCGCCACCACUUGAUCCUCGAGCUCUACGCGGCCGGCAACAUCAUCUUGACCGACCACAACUACUCGAUCUUAUCGCUGCUGCGGUCGCACACGUACGAUGAGCAGGUCAAGGUCGCGGUCAAGCAGGUCUACCCGAUGGAGAACGCGAUGGUCGUCGGCAACUCGGCCGCCGCCGUCUUUCGCUCGGGCAGCGACCUUAUCACGUUCAUUCAAACAAAGAGCAAGAAGCAGUACACGCUCAAGCAGAUCCUCAUGAGCAAGGAGUCGGGCCUCGGCGGCUUUGGCCCGACCAUCGUCGAGCACUGCCUCGUCAAGGCGCAUUUGGCGCCGAGCCUCAAGGUCAAGACCGCGGCCACCAACGUCGUCGUGCCGCUGACGCCGGACGAAGCAGACGCACUCGUCGCGAGCCUCGCGCAGGCCCCGACGCUCCUCGACGAGCUGGCGCAGAACCAGGUGACGCUGCACGGCGAAGGCAGCGACGCAUCGGACGUGAGCGACCACGGCUUUAUCAUCCUGAGCCCCACCACCGGAGCGUUCGAUGAGUUUACGCCCUACCUCUACGCGCAGCACGAAGGCCGGUCGGUGCAGCGCUUCCGGACCUUUGACAUGGCCACCAAGGUCGACAAGCUCAAGAAGCACCAGCAAGACCAGAUGGAGGCGUUCCGCAAGACGCAGGAAGAGAGCGUCGUGCAGGCGCAGCUCAUUGAGCAAAACCAAGGCGACAUUGAAAACGUCUUGUUGGUCCUCCGGAGUGCGCUCGCCAACGGCAUGGACUGGAAGGACCUUGAGGACCUGAUCAAGCAAGAGCAGAAGAACGGCAACCCGGUCGCAUCGCUCAUCCACAAGCUCGACCUCGCCCAGAACCGCGUCUCGGUGCUGCUCUGCGACACGGAAGCCGACGACGCCGACAUGGAGAGCGCGGUGGCGUACUGUGUGCCGAUCGACUUGAGCUUGUCGGCGCUCGCCAACGCGCGGGAGCUCUACUCGAAGAAGAAGAAGGCGGUCGUCAAGGCCCAGAAGGCGACCGAAGCGACCGACAAGGCGAUCGAGCAAGCCAUCAAGAAGCACGAGAAGAAGCAGCAAGCACAGAAGCUCCAGCGCAAGACGCUGUACCAGCGCCGGAAGACCAUGUGGUUUGAAAAGUUCCAUUGGUUCAUCACCCGGGAAAAGUACAUGGUGCUCGCGGGCAAGGACGCGCAGCAGAACGAGACGCUCGUGAAGAAAUACCUCCGCAAGGGCGACCUCUACGUCCACGCUGACCUGCACGGCGCCGCGACCUGCAUCAUUCGCAACCGCAGCGCCGACGCAAACGACCCGAUCCCGAUCUCGACCAUCGAGCAAGCCGGAUGCAUGAGCGUCUGCCGCAGCAAUGCGUGGGCCAACCAGGUCGUCGCGGGCGCGUACUGGGUUCGCGCCGACCAAGUGUCCAAGACGGCCCCCACGGGCGAGUACCUCACCACCGGUAGCUUUAUGAUCCGCGGCAAGAAGAACUUCAUUCCAGCCUCGCGCCUCGAGAUGGGCCUUGCGAUCGUGUUUCGGAUCGAUGAAAGCUCGGUCGCGCACCACCUCGAGCUCGAAGCGCUUGAGAACGACGACGUCACGCCGCGUGCAGUUGCUGUCGUAGACGAUGAGAAGCCCGCGGCUGCCGAAACAAGCACCGUCGUGGCGCCCAAGCCAACGGCCAAGACCAAGCCCGCCAAGCCGCAGCCGGAAGUCAAGGCGGCACCCGUCGUUGCGCCCGACGACGAGCCCUCUAGUGAUGCCGAAAGCCCUGAUGGCAACGGCGCGGACGACGACGCACCCGGGAAGAAGCGACUGAGCGCCAAGGAGCGCCGUGACCUCAAAAAAGCGCGCACCAAGAAGGACGAGGACGACGCUGCCGAGGUCAAGGCGUCGCCGCCGCCGGCGCCGACUGAGAAGAAGCCCAAGGGCGCUGCCCCGGCACCGCCGGUUCGCGGCAAGAAGGGCAAGCUCAAGAAGAUGAAAAAGUACGCCGACCAAGACGAGGACGAGCGGCUCCUGCGCCUCGCCGCCCUCGGCCACGUCAAGGUCGCGGAGCUCACCGAGGCGGGCGAGAACGACAAGGAGGACGAGACGCCGGCCAACGACGAGACCGAAGACGCGACGCCGAGCGAAGCCGGCACGAGCGUGGUCGACGACGAAAAGGAAGCCAUCUACGCGCUGCACCGUGAGCGCAAGGCGCAGCUGCAGGAACAGGAAGAGGAGGAGGCGCAGAACGCCGCGUUCCUCGACUCGUUCACGGGCACGCCGCUGCCCAACGAUCUGCUUUUGUUUGCAAUGCCCGUCUGCGCGCCGUACUCGACGCUCGCGCUGUACACGUACAAGGUCAAGCUCACGCCGGGGUCGCAGAAGAAGGGCAAGGCCGUCCAGUUUGCGGUCGACCACUUUCUCAACCUCAAACCCAAGAUCUCGUCGGCGAUCAAGACGACGCCCGUUGACGUAGACGCAGCAACCGACGAGGUGACGCCCGACGUGGACCCGAUCGAGGCGCAGAAGGAGCUCAUCAAGUGCGUGCCAGAAGCCGACCUCGUCGGCUGCAUGGUGGGGCCUGUCAAAGUCUCGGCGCCGGGUCUGAGCACCGCCAAGAAGGGCGGCAACAACAAGCCCAAGAAGGCCCACAAGAACAAGUCGACCUAGCGUUGUAUUCGCAUGUACACAUUGUUUCGAUGCCACCGAGGUGUUUGCCACCCGUG
Messenger RNA from Saprolegnia parasitica CBS 223.65, 3047 nucleotides. RefSeq lists its product as hypothetical. Gene Ontology annotation, cellular component: RQC complex. NCBI's taxonomy places the organism in Eukaryota, Oomycota, Saprolegniomycetes, Saprolegniales, Saprolegniaceae. Gene Ontology annotation, biological process: ribosome-associated ubiquitin-dependent protein catabolic process; rescue of stalled cytosolic ribosome. The coding region runs from base 1 to 2991 and encodes 996 amino acids. The record is from RefSeq and is a predicted model, not a curated record. The transcript is spliced from 6 exons. Gene Ontology annotation, molecular function: tRNA binding; ribosomal large subunit binding.